GCUUGCCGACCUCGCCGACAUCGGGGGCAACCGCCGCUGCUAUGCAGCAGCACCUGCCGGCUUCAUCGCUGGAGGAGCGUCCAGCAUUGAUUCGGACAUCACCCUGGGGGAGUCCAGCACAGAAGCAGUGGAUGCCCCAUCAACGGAGACCGCACCUCUUUUAGGUCCGGACUGCGUUGUCACUGUUCUGUCGAGAGUCGGCCACGAAGGCUUGGACCUGAGGCCCUUGCCCCCUGUGCAAAAAGCCCCCUUUCCUGCUCCGGUGAUUGCAGCCAUGCCGGCGCAGAGCACAGCGGCAGACAAGCCUGAGGAGAGCUGCUCGGACGAUCAACCCCUCAUCUCGCUGGUGUCACGAACGAGAAAAACAAGCAAGUGCGAUGACACCGUGGUGCCCAAGGCUAAGAAGCCCAAGCCAGCAGGUGGCGGGUGCGAGACAACAUCCUCUGAGAGCACGUCUACUGGGUCUGUGGUCUCCACACCCAAGGAGCAGAAUCCUCUUAAGAGUGCGGCAGUGCGUGAAGCGUUUGCCAGGCUUGUCGUGGCACGUCUCCAGGGACGCCCAGCCCGGCCAGCCGCUGUAGAUCACCGACCAGGAGGGAGAGCACACAACUAUGAUCUGCCGAUGGUGACACCGGAAGAGAUCAAACAGGCGGUCCGGGUCAACCGGAAGAGCCGCUUUCAGAUCCAGACCAUCGAUGGAGCUGACCGGGACUUCACAGAGGACAGCGGCAACAUGUGCAUUUCAUCACUGGCGAGGCGAGGCAUUCAGUUCUACAAGGCACCCAACGAGGUAUUGCUCUCGCCUGGGCAGGAUGGCUGGAUCCCGACAUCGUUCAUCUACCAGGUGCAGGUAGCAGCAUACUCCAGCUCCGUGAAUAAGCCACGGCAGAUUGAGCAGGCACAGCAGGAGCAGCCGGACCCGCAGACACAAGCACAGGCCCAAGCGAAUGCUGGUGGACAGGCGACACAAGCUGUGGAGACUGGGGAAUGGCAUGUGCAGCAGGCCAGGAGACUUCUUGCAUCCAUGGAGCCGGGAGAUGCGAACAUUGUUAUGGACGUCGUCGCUGCCGCUGAUGGUACGCCCCAGCGAAGAGACGGAGAUGCCCCUGGACGUGACGCCACAAACCCCCACGAAGCAGGAGAAGCCGUGGCCACAGCCCGGGCAGGAGCUUGCGGUCUCCGCGUCCUGCUGGAGCAGACCGAACAGGAGCACAUCAUCUGGUCGACUACGUCUCUGAUCCUCCUCCCCACGAUCCAGAACCGUUUGAAUACUACUCAACUGCCAGAGCUGUUCAGACUGCUGGCAUCGCUUCAAGAUCUGAGGGCUGGAGCUCACAUUGAAUCUGCCAGGGUGGCACAGCACUAUGUGGCUCUCCACGGGGUUUUUCAUGAUGCCCCCGAGAUUGCAGUGGGGAACUGGGUGUUGUCAUUGGCGGCCGAGCUCAUCUCCCCUGGAAUGUGCCAUCAUUUCAGAGCGGAUGACACGAUGGGAAGUUUUGUGGAAGCCUGGAUUGCACAAUUGCGACAAGCGCAGGAAGACGCCAGAUGUGAUCCUGGCCUGGACAGCCCACGGAAUGCCAAGGAACUUUGCAGGGAGCUGCGCCGAUGCUCAGGCGCUUACCGGCAGUCACGACGACGAGCAACGCACGCAACCAGUGCGGCUGGCCCGGUCCCAAGUGAUCAAGCAAGCUGCACCCUUUGGGGCCUGGAAGGAGAUGACGCACCAGGCACUCAUCGCGAAUAUUCGAGUCAUUAG
Symbiodinium necroappetens is the source of this 1756-nucleotide messenger RNA. Lineage: Eukaryota; Dinophyceae; Suessiales; Symbiodiniaceae. The record is from the annotation of a GenBank genome assembly.